UGUGGCAACGGACUUCUGGAGGCAGGGGAGGAAUGCGAUUGCGGAGAACUUCCAAACAAUAUUUGUUCUCCAGUGUGUUGCAACGUGGAGACAUGUAAGUUGAAAAAUGGAUCCAUGUGUGCCACUGGAGGUUGCUGUCACUUGCGGGCCUGCAAAAUUAAGUCGAACGGAAGCUUAUGCAGGAGUCCUCAAAAUGAAUGCGACCUGCAAGACCUCUGCGAUGGCCAGAGAGCUGCAUGUUUAGACGCCUUUAAGAAGAAUGGACACAUGUGC
Messenger RNA from Helobdella robusta, 273 nucleotides. RefSeq lists its product as hypothetical. The transcript is spliced from 3 exons. Gene Ontology annotation, molecular function: metalloendopeptidase activity. NCBI's taxonomy places the organism in Eukaryota, Metazoa, Annelida, Clitellata, Rhynchobdellida, Glossiphoniidae. Gene Ontology annotation, biological process: membrane protein ectodomain proteolysis. The record is from RefSeq and is a predicted model, not a curated record. The annotation marks the transcript as partial.